Molecule: messenger RNA, 2844 nt
Organism: Ectocarpus sp. CCAP 1310/34
Lineage: Eukaryota; Phaeophyceae; Ectocarpales; Ectocarpaceae
Source: the annotation of a GenBank genome assembly
AUGUUCACGUUGGUUUUCGCAGGAGCCGCCCAGCGCUGCAAGUGUAUACUGAUCCGCCCAGCGCUGCAAGUCUUCGGAUUCGACCCCGCCGUUUCGACUUCCCCCCGCAACGCGUGCGGCAUGCCAAAUGCCUCCUCGCCCGAGGGGGUGGGGGACACGCGGCUGCUGUCCCCGUACCAUCACCCGGUGAUCAUGCGGAGCCUCGAGGAGGCGGCCUUGACGACGGGGGGAGGGGCUGCUGAUGUUCCUCCGGUUCCUUCGGUGCAAUAAAAGAGUGAGCAUAAAAACAGGCUUCGGGCCUUGUCGUGCGUGGCCCGAAGAAUUAGGAAGUUGAGCUCGGAGUUGGGGAUGGCAGCAGGAGGGGGUUUACCCAUGUAAACGCAUGCCGUGAAGUGGUUAGACCGCUGAUCUCGCAUCCCUUCGACAUGCCGGCACGGAGCGGUUUUCGCCGUCCCAGGCUAUCACAUCGCAACGAUGAACCAGGGAAAGGAAGGGCGGGGCAAGAGAGUACGAGGGACAAGGAAGAGGCGCGAUAAGGAUGGCAUGCUGACAAUGCCGUGCUUGCUUUUUUCGGGGAGGAGCGGGGCGGGUUAUUGGUUGUCUUGGCUUGUCUCCACCAGGGACUUAUUUGCCCGCGACGAGAGGGCCUUGACUUGCAACAUCGUUGGUUUAGAGUUUGGUUUCUGAAUUAUGCCGUAUCCUGUCAGGCACUGCACGGCAUCCACCUAAGUAGAGUACAGUGGGGGUCCCUCAAUAUUUCCGGUGAAAUCGCGUAACACGCAGAUGGGAUAAUCAAGUUGUGUCAUUCUCUGAAUUGUGCCGGGGAAAGCGCCGCCGUGACCGGUGAAUCUGGCGGGCACAUGCCGUCGCUACUGAGGGACCCACCCACCCCACUGUACUUGGUAUUUCAGCAGUAGCGUCGGAGACGUCGUUCGGGUUGUUGCCUGACCGCCGUACGGUCGCACCACGACCGUACUGUCUGUAUGGUAUAUGACAGAAGGAGGGGGGGGGGGGUUUCCCUUGUUGGUGACCUAGAGGGCCCCGGCAAAGGAGCGCAUGAAGAUGCUGCUGCUGCUGUGAAGGGCAGAGCUCACCAGUGUCCUGCAUGAUGUGUGAUCUAUUCUGCGUGUGUCGUGUGUUCUGCUCUGGGCGCUAUUCUGCUUCACUUUCGGUGUAUGUACGCUUGGGGAACUAGCCGGGGAACUACACUUUGACUAUAUUGCUCGUCCUUUUUUAUCUCUUUUUUUUUUGGCGAAGACGUUCUCGUGCCUAUAGGGCAUGGGGUUUAUUUAAUCUUGUCGGCAAACGAACAUCCCGACGAUGAACGCUACAGCAGCAGUACCCAGCUUCUUGGAGGGGGUAGAUACCUCUAUUAUUCAUACUUGUACUGACUGCGUAGUUGCAUUUUUGUCCAAGCUGCCGAAGAACAACGGGUCCUAUCGCAUCAUUUUUUUUUUCUGAGUAUGACCCAACGAAUCCAUCUCUAUCCAAGGAAAGAGUCUAAGGUAGAUUAGCAAUGAAUCCAUGGCGUCAGCGAAAGUUCUGUUUUUCCACGGUUUCCCGAGCAACACACAGUGAUAUCUCCCCCAUGGGCAACAGGGUCAACAAAACAAUUUGUUUUUGAUUUUUUGUGCGUUUCGUCCUUCAGUCCCUGAUGUGGUACACAAGUAGUCUGGAAGCUUUUGUUUUUGUUUGUUUUCGUGCAUCAUUUGUGGGGCUUUCUUUACUCACGGUCUAAACUGUUACUUGUUGUUUCUCCGUCAUGUGAACGCUUUGUUCGGGGGUUCAGCAGUAGCUUGUGACGGGCACGAAAGGUACUGUCGCUUUGUCUUGAAGGAGUUGGGGGAGAGGACGUGCUGUAAAGAGGUUGGAGAGAAGAGUGGUUCACGUGAAGGAAACCGCACAAUUUACUACCAAGUUUUGUUUGUAUGUUUAGGGGGAUAGGGGGGGCGUUGUCGUAACGUAAUCUGUGAUGAACGCAACUAUUAGCUGCUGUUGUCAUUAUAAAGAAGAGGGGGGCGGGGGUUAGGGGGUGCCAUUAACCAUUAACUGCUGUACAUUGGUACAUACCAGACUUGUAUUUUGUGUCCCUUGGACUCUGUCUCUGGAUUUAAGUAGCACUGCCUCUACCUUUUAUAUGAGUACCACUGUGGGUCGAGGAGAGUGAGUGUUGAAUCCUCGGAGUGGAUGGAUUAUGUUGGAUUGUAUUCCGGGAGGAUGGAAUCUUGUUCAAUCCUUGGCCCAUUGGAGACACACUUUGCCAUCCAUGCCGCAACCGAAAUCUCAGGUUGGUGUCUAUUUCCCCCCUCGUUCCAUGAAAGAAAGAGCUUGCUUGUAUGGAUGGCGGGUUUUCCUACUAGGUCGCGGAAUGCAUCGAUAGCCGUUUGCCCAAGAGAACACCGAAACUUCAUCAUGUAGGGCAACUGUAGUACAGCUUAAUUGGUGGCAAAUCGUCGGUGUUUUGUUGAGCUUUCGUGUCGUCGUAGUCGGUAAUAAGCAGGAUUACCUGUUGCUUGGCAGCAAAGAUCAUGGAUGACGCCACACAACACGCACGCAUGUUUGAGAAGUUAGGCCUUCCCUGUGUUUUGCAUCGAAGUCGCUACUUCCCUCGUCCUCUCGAAGAAAGGUUCCAUUCGCGAUGCGCUGCUUCCCUGCGAUGGAAGGAUGUUAUGAGAUACACGGGUGUGAAUUGAUUUCUAGAAAGAGAGGUGUGCCCCUUCCCGCGGGGGUAGACUAGAUGGCUUGCUACCACGGAGGCGUCUGCGUUAGUUGGACCAGUACGGAUAUGACAAGGUACUGCGCGGAGACCGGAACGGAUUUUAAUGUGACGACAACAACGAUACC